CACGUCGAGCCCCGAACAGUUCGGUGCUUGCCCAUUCUGUCGGCUCUCAGUCGCGUCCCUUCCAACUACCACGAGACACACGGGGAGUCGGCGGUGGUGUCCGUUUUCUUUUUUUAUUUCUCUACUUCAUCAUAAUCAUCUCAGUGGACUGUGUAUGUGUGUGUCUUAGUCCGUAAUGCUACGAUCGAAGGUAAAACAUACAGAAGGAAAACGUUGAUCGUCACGACAAUCAUUUUUCGCCGUAUCGAUGUGUGAAGGAAGACAAAUUCCUUGUGGUGUAUCGAGUGGAUUUUGAUUGCUCUGCUAAAUAACGUGGUGACAACGUGUUAUGUUUUGUUCUUUCUUCUUUGCCCGUCUCUGUGUGUCGGCCAUUUUUACAUACUUACCGUCGUAACUGGCACGAUGGCAACGUGUUGAGGAGAUUCCCAUUGGUGAAAACGACACGAAGUUAUACCCGCUGAAAAAGAAAAGUCUAAAGAAACUAAACACACACACACACGCAGUCAGUUAACAGUGUGUGUGUUCAAAAAAAAAAAAAAAAAAGGGAAAUUUGAAUCAUUUGGAUGCGUGCGCAAUGCCAUCAUCAAAGAGUGGUCAGGUGUCGGUGCAGUGUGUCAGCAGUGGUAGUAGUUGUGGCGCUGCUUCUCGAUUAAAAUUGUCAUCUGCCAUCGUUGGUCGGUGGUGGUAGCCACGGCUCCUCCCGGCUACAGCAGCAGCAGCAGCAGACUCCAUCCGGCUGUGGUGAAUGGGUCCGGCUCGGCGACGGCGGCGUCGGCGGGAUUAGGAGGCGGUGGCGGCGGAUCGUCUUCUAAACUGCUGCGUAGCUGUCCGUCCUUAUUCAUGUUCAUGUUCCGUUCGAGACGUAACGCCCUCGUCAAGCGGCUCUGGCGUCAGGCUGCUCUCCGGAGAGGAGGAGGAGGAGGUGGGGAGCUGGCGGAUGAUGACAACCCCCCACCAAACGGCGAGACAGGCGAUAAUGCUGCUGCUGCUUGUACUCUCGAGGCCACCGAAGAGCAACAGGUCAAGAGUUGGAUCAAAUCCGCCGCGCACGCCCUCUUUAAACGCCUGACAGACGACCAAUUGGCCCUGUUGCUAGACAUUCUAGACGGCGCAGGCGCCUCGGCGUCGCCUUGUUUCCCGCUCGACACGGACCUUCUCAACAGAGUGUGUCCAGCAGAAGGUGGCCAUCGACUUUUGUGUCGUCUGUUUCGCUGGCCGGAAUUGUCCACUGGAGCUGAAUUGAAGCGCGUUAUCAAUUUAUGCUACAGCGACCAUCAGUCAACCACCAUAUGCUGCAAUCCUUACCAUUGGAGCCGCCUCUCAGAUGUGGCUCCACCGCCCUACACCCGACUAGGCCUCAAUCAUGAUCGACCAAAUCGUCUAACCAAUAGUUACCCUGUCGAAUCUCUGGAAACAGGCGGAACCAACCAGUACAGCAGUACGGCCAGUAAUCUAGAUGGUUGUGGUGGCGGUGUGGUCCGAUUGCGGCCGUGGUGCACAUUAGCAUACUGGGAACUUCGUCAGCGAGUGGGUCGUUUGUUCCCCGUCACGCAGCCAUCGGUGGCUAUCUUUUCCGACUCGUUGGCGACAUCGACGGCGGGAGCUGCUCCGAUGGUGGUACCGUUGCCGCUUGACCGUCAGUGCAACGCCACUAGCCUCUGUUUAAGUGCACUCACCAGUCAAAGACCACCAGAGACGGACGCCGUUCGUCGCACGCGACAGAAAGUCGGUUUAGGACUGUUGCUGUGCCAAGAGCCUGACGGUGUGUGGAUGUACAACCGGUCGGAGAACCCAGUAUUCGUCAACUCUCCGACGCUUGAUCCGCCAGGAACCGGUCCAGCCGGCGCCCCACGCACUCUACUCGUUUACAAAGUGCCGCCAAGUUUUGCCAUCCGAGUCUUUGAUCACGAACGAUCUUUGUUAUACCAGCAGUGCAGCAACAAUAGCGUGUCUGAAUCUCUGGCUUUCGACGGCCCACCUUGCUAUCGCUUGGAUAACAAUUCAACAGACGCGUCAGGAAAAAACGAGUCUCGUCUAUCGCCCUGUUUCGUCUAUAAAGAAGAAUACACUGACGGCCCAUUCGAUCCCAAUGCCCUGCGAAUCAGUUUCGCCAAAGGAUGGGGACCUAAAUAUUCUCGACAGUUCAUCACUUCUUGUCCCUGCUGGAUCGAAGUCCUGUUGGCCCCGUCCAGAUGAUUAUUGUCUCUCUUUGUUUUGCUCUCUCUCUGUCUUUUGUUUUGCUCUCCUUUGACACCAGUGCAAAAAAAAAAAUUUAAAUAGAAUCAUCCCUCCAUGAACACGCCCGAUAAACACAUAUACACGAAAAAACAAAAAACAAAAAAAAAACACCAUGGUUCUAACUCAGGUUACGCCAAACACAUGUUUCAAUUAUUAUAAUUUCCUUUUUUUUUUUUUCAUGAUUUUUCUUGUUGUAUUGUUUUUUUCCUGACUCUAUCUCUCUAUCUCUCAAGAUAUGGAAUGAUACCUUGAUUACCUCGUUCGCUUGGAACAAAUUAUGAAAAGCUAGCACAGACGGACACUUCUUUAUAUAAAUUCUUCAUUUAUGGAAUCGUCAAAAAAAAUUUUUUUUGUUUGAAUCUCGCCGGUUGAUGGUGGAGGAUUCCUGCAUCAUGAUGUCAAUAGUUUUCUGUUGUGGUCAUUUCUUGUAAUUUCUUCAGUGAGAAGAAUCCCAAGAGGUACACGCUUUCUCUUUGUACACAUCUAUCUGUUUUCUUUUUUGUUUCAUGAUUCUUUCUUUUGGUUGCUAUCUAUUUGUACAUUUUGCGCAUUUUCUAAAAAAAUAUUGCACACAACUCAAAAAGUGUUACUUGUGGCGGCUAUUUGGCAUCUUUUUUUUGUAUCGUUGUACAGUGCCGAGUGUCUCUUAGUCUCGUUGAAAAAAAAAAGUAAUGAUCGUGCUCUUCUAUCACAAAAAACGACUAUCGACGUCGUUUGCCCAUCUACCUUAAUCUUGUUAUACUAAUAAUUUACAAUCGACGUAAUUACCUGUGUCCAUUACUGUACAGCACUAUUGAAUAUGAAAUUGGAUUAAAAAAAACAGAUGAAACAAAG
Daphnia magna is the source of this 3072-nucleotide messenger RNA. Its product is annotated as mothers against decapentaplegic homolog 6. Gene Ontology annotation, cellular component: heteromeric SMAD protein complex. Gene Ontology annotation, molecular function: transcription regulator inhibitor activity; I-SMAD binding. The coding region runs from base 841 to 2196 and encodes 451 amino acids. Lineage: Eukaryota; Metazoa; Arthropoda; Branchiopoda; Diplostraca; Daphniidae. The record is from RefSeq and is a predicted model, not a curated record. Gene Ontology annotation, biological process: transforming growth factor beta receptor signaling pathway; cell differentiation; SMAD protein signal transduction. The transcript is spliced from 5 exons.